Didymodactylos carnosus is the source of this 612-nucleotide messenger RNA. The record is from the annotation of a GenBank genome assembly. NCBI's taxonomy places the organism in Eukaryota, Metazoa, Rotifera, Eurotatoria, Philodinida, Philodinidae.
AUGCCUUUGUGGAGUCCGCCGGUAAAGUCGGCUGCAUGGAACCGAGCAGAAUUUAUUGUUGCUGGUAUAUUACCCGUAAGUUUAGUUGUAUUUGGCACCAUUAGUAAUCUUCUUUCGGUGACAAUCCUAGCCACUAAAGAAAGUCGUAAAAGUUCAACAAACAUUUAUUUGAUAUUUCUGUGUAUUGUGGAUACACUCUCAUUAUAUCAGUGGAAUUUAGAUUAUGCUGUAGCUGAAUUUACUGGCCUGCAAAUUAGUCAGCGUUCAUUAUUUUUAUGUAAAUCAAUUGAAUUUCUUGGCAAUUAUACUUUUCAUGCAUCAGCAUCUUUAUUAACAAUGGUUUCAGUUGAUCGAGCUCUACUAUUAUGGUCACUUCAAUAUAAACGCAAAAUAGCAAAACCCGAGAUAGCAUUAAUUAUUUGCAUUUUUAUUUUUGUAAUUUUAUUCAUAUUGAAUGGGUAUUUAUUGGGCUUAGGCUAUGAAAGGACCGUAUCGAAUGGCACACCUACUAUCCUACAGUGCUAUCAAAGUCAAGAUCGUAACGAUUCUAUGCACAGUAUUAAUAGUGAUCAAACUGGCAAAUGCCCCGCAAAUUCAUCAGUCAAGUUUUAG